GUCAAACAAAACACAUAAACUAAACAAAUUUGUGUAACUAGACAUUCAAUCAACCAAUAUUAUUUCCAAUAUAUAAAUUGUGAUUUUUAUACUUGCAUUUUAAUAUAUUCAAAUUAAAUUUGUUGAUUAAAUUUGGAUUUCGACAUACAAUUUUGUUAAAAUGUUGAAAUCAUUGCGUGAGCGUUCACAAAAACGUAAAAAACUUUUAGCACAAACUCUUGGUGUUCAAAAUGUUGAAGACUUGAAACAUGUUUUGGGCGGUUCUGAUGAUUGGGCAAAAAAGGGAACAGUGGAAGAAUCUUCAUCAAAACCAUCAAAUGACGACACAAAAAAACAUAAUAAUUCCAGAAAGUCACAACCCGAAAAUCUUUUUUAUCGUGAUUCAUCAACAUUCUUAAAGGGUACACAAUCAUCAAAUCCACAUAAUGACUACUGUCAGCACUUUGUCGAUACGGGGCAACGACCACAAAAUUUCAUUCGUGAUGUUGGUUUGGCUGACCGUUUCGAAGAAUAUCCCAAAUUGCGUGAGCUAAUACGUUUGAAAGAUGACCUAAUCAAAGAGACAGCAACACCACCGAUGUACCUGCAAACUGAUUUAAAGACAUUCGAUUUGAAAACGUUGGGCAUGAAAUUUGAUGUGAUUUUAAUUGAACCACCGCUUGAAGAGUAUUUCCGUGGUGGAAGUACAUUGGGUGUUGCCGGUGCUCAACAACCAGUUUUUUGGAAUUGGGAUGAAAUUCAAUCGCUCGAAAUCAACGAAAUUGCAUCCCAUCGUAGUUUUGUAUUUUUAUGGUGCGGUAGUUCUGAAGGUCUUGAUAUGGGCCGUAAUUGUCUACGCAAAUGGGGCUUCCGUCGAUGUGAAGAUAUAUGUUGGAUUCGAACCAACAUUAACAAUCCGGGCCAUUCCAAAAUUUUAGAACCAAAAGCGGUUUUUCAACGAACAAAAGAGCAUUGUUUGAUGGGCAUCAAAGGCACCGUACGUCGUUCAACAGAUGGUGAUUUUAUCCAUGCAAAUGUCGACAUAGAUCUUAUCAUAUCGGAAGAAGGUGAAUUUGGGAAACCAAUGGAAAAACCAAUCGAAAUAUUUCACAUAAUCGAACACUUUUGCUUGGGACGACGACGUUUGCAUUUGUUUGGUCGUGAUUCCACUAUUCGUCCUGGAUGGCUUACUGUUGGUCACGAACUAACAAAUUCGAAUUAUAACAGCGAAUUAUAUACGUCGUUUUUCGCAGAGAGUAAUACAACUGGCUGCACCGAUCGAAUCGAGGCUCUGAGACCAAAAAGUCCACCAGCCAUUACAAAGUCGAUGCGUGGUAGAGGCAUUCCAAGUCGUGGAUAUUCACGUGGUAGAGGACGCGCACGAUUGCUACAAUAACAAAGCUCUUCGUUCCAUAUAUUCUUCGCAUGAAGGAAAUUACUUUAAUUGAAAUAGAUAUGACAAUGUAUUUGUAUUCCUCUGUCUUUACACGAACUCUUAUGAUAACAAUAAAAUAAUAUGAAGAUAAUUUGCUGUGUUA
Contarinia nasturtii (swede midge) is the source of this 1517-nucleotide messenger RNA. RefSeq names its product N6-adenosine-methyltransferase non-catalytic subunit (gene Mettl14). The transcript has 4 exons. Gene Ontology annotation, cellular component: nucleus; RNA N6-methyladenosine methyltransferase complex. The record is from RefSeq and is a predicted model, not a curated record. Gene Ontology annotation, molecular function: mRNA binding. NCBI's taxonomy places the organism in Eukaryota, Metazoa, Arthropoda, Insecta, Diptera, Cecidomyiidae. Bases 161 to 1375 code for a protein of 404 amino acids.